AUGAACAUUCCUCUGUCCACGGACGUGGAAAUGUUCCUUGUUUCAAGAUUGCUCAUACAGAUCUGUUGUUCUGAGUACUAUGGAACAUUGAGUGCUUCAAGUUACAACUCCAUCGAAAUCUUGACUGGAUCAAACUAUCUGAAGUGGAAAGAAGAGUUGGAAAUUUCAUUAGGGCUAAUGGACUAUGACAUAGCUCUAAAAUGGGACACACUUGAGGAACUUGCUGCCAAUGCUACUACAGAUGUCAAAAGGAGAUAUGAAAAAUGGGAAAAGGCUAACACGAUGGCUAUACUGAUUAUGCUGAGAACCAUGACACCUUCCAUGAGAGGUAGCAUUCCAAGAUCAGAAAGUGCAAAAGAAUUCAUUGCUGCCAUUGGUCUAAAAUUCAAAGAAUUUGAAAAAGGAGAGAAAAGUACCUUGCUGAACAAAUUAACUUAG
Molecule: messenger RNA, 438 nt
Organism: Prunus avium (sweet cherry)
Lineage: Eukaryota; Viridiplantae; Streptophyta; Magnoliopsida; Rosales; Rosaceae
Source: RefSeq, a predicted model, not a curated record